Molecule: messenger RNA, 1374 nt
Organism: Tribolium castaneum (red flour beetle)
Lineage: Eukaryota; Metazoa; Arthropoda; Insecta; Coleoptera; Tenebrionidae
Exons: 2
Coding region: 10-1293 (427 amino acids)
Source: RefSeq, a predicted model, not a curated record
AAAUUUCCGAUGGCGGAAGACGAAAUCGCCGACGAAGUCGUCACCGACACUGACGAACCCACCAAUGAACCUCGUCAAGAGUCCCCCAUCGAGGAGGAGGAGGAGGAAGACGUGCCCGAAGAGGUUGAAGAAGGAGCCGGUUAUCCUCCUCCACCUCCCCAAGAACCGAAAAAAAGGACAUGGUGUAACACCCGAAUCGACGAACUUUCAACCCCCAGUAAGCGAAUUUUCCUCGCGCUAUGGAACGAACACGCGUACCACCUUCCCAAAGAAAAAGUGAAACACUUGAAGGAGUUGCUACAGCAACUAUACGCCAUGUCCCCAGAGGAAACUGCGAAAUAUUUUGCAGAAUUGCGCGCCGAAGCGAAAGCUGCAGCAAUGCGUAAACGACUGAAGCAGAAGCUUCGGAAAUACCUCCAGGAGAAACACCACCAGAAGCAAAGACAAAAGGCGUAUAAACUAUUCAAACGACUGCUAAAAUGCGGCAUUUCGUACGCUGUUGAAAACCCGGUGCCUCCCCUGGUCUCGAUCCGUCUGAGAUACCUUUCGGACAUUAUUUUAGAGCAAUUGUGCGUCCUGAGAAAAGUCAACAUCCCCAGCCGGGAAAACCCCGACAAGUUGGGGAUUUUCCUAAUUUCGGUGGCUGACUGGAUGGCAAUCGCCGUCGAACGACUAUACUACGCCGCCCAAUUAUCAAUCAACGAAAUAAUGUACCAAGAAUACGGAGACCAAUUCGCUGAUAGCACAACUUACGACGAUUUUACUUAUACAUUCCGACCAUCAGUGGAUGCGGGCCAACCCAUCGGUGCUUCCACCCCCAAAGGGUCCCUAGAUUUGGGCCAACCUGUGGCCGCGUCCACGCCCAAAGGGUCCCUAGACCUGGGCCAACCCGUGGGUACCUCCACUCCUAAGGGAUCCCUAACUUUCACCAAACCCAAGGGUGCUUCCACCCCGAAGGGGUCACGCGAUUCCGCAAAAGUAACACCGGGAAACACCUAUAACCAGGCCGCUACAGGCACUCCUGUCAGGAAUCAAACGGCGAAAAGUGCCCAGAAACCGUUCUAUAGUAUGAUUGUGAAUGAAACGGCCCCUUCGACCACCCAAAAAUCAAAAACUAAACCACCCUAUUACACCUUUAAUCAUAUGAAUGCAAGUAUGGCUGGUAAAACUCUAGUCGGGGAUAAAACCUUGGUAGAAAUGCCCCCUUAUGGGUUUAAGAACGUUGGCUCGAUAGGUGGGUCAGGGAAGAAACAACCCAAAUUGGGCACAAAGCGACUUAAUAAAACAAAAUAAAUUAUUUUGGAACCAAAUAUGAACGUGUAAUGUGUUUCUUGUUAUGUAAUUCGGUUAAUAAAGCGUCUCAAAAGGAUUAAA